UUUGACACAGAGCCCACAUACUAUAAGUUAUAAUCUUUCACAAAAUAUGCUCCGCGGUUUUUCGUUAUUCAGAUAAUCAAACGAGACAUUGAAUACAACGUUUCAUUCAACUAUAUUGUCUUACCUCUACUUCUUGAGCGAUGGCAAGAAUUCUGGAGUUGCUCGUCCUGUUAUCGGUUUAUCAAGCAGUUCAUACUCAAAGGACAAUUCGUUGGGGAAAAUUCCUUUGCUACCAGGUAGAAAAUAAAUGCAAGCAAGACUUCAUUGGAUCCCCCGGAGCCCGUGGGCCUAUCGGAAUCACGGGACUAACAGGGGCAACCGGGAGGAAAGGAAGUAGGGGUCAGAAAGGUGCUAAGGGAUACAGUUAUAUUGUAGACCCCUAUCCACUUAUUGGACUCAAAGGGAGAAAAGGUCAACCAGGCCUUCCGGGUCGACAAGGACCCACAGGGUUACCUGGGAACAGUGGAUUCAAAGGAGCUCGGGGAGAACAGGGAGUCCGUGGACCUAAGGGGGACAAAGGGUCCCCCGGUUUUCCUGGUAGAGAAGGACGGAAAGGUCAGCCGGGAAGGUCUGGAUCAAUCUACAGCUGGAAGAUUUGUACAUGGGACCACGAUCCUCGGCAACAGUAUGGAUUGCUCAAG
Molecule: messenger RNA, 641 nt
Organism: Stylophora pistillata
Lineage: Eukaryota; Metazoa; Cnidaria; Anthozoa; Scleractinia; Pocilloporidae
Source: RefSeq, a predicted model, not a curated record